Molecule: messenger RNA, 1524 nt
Organism: Cydia strobilella
Lineage: Eukaryota; Metazoa; Arthropoda; Insecta; Lepidoptera; Tortricidae
Product: zinc finger protein weckle-like
Exons: 5
Coding region: 124-1413 (429 amino acids)
Cellular component (GO): nucleus
Molecular function (GO): zinc ion binding
Source: RefSeq, a predicted model, not a curated record
AUUAAAAUCAGUAUUUGUCAUGUCUCAGUAACCAUUUUGAUGUAUAAAGUGUAUAUUAUCGCGGGUACUAAAAUGUACCUGUCCAUUUAAAUAUAAGCAGUAGGUAAACUACAAAUCAGCAGUAUGAACGACUUUACCCAACUAGAGAAGACGAUAGUGCGGGAGUUGUCAUGUCGGUUGUGUCUCUGUACGGACGUGGUGAAGCUUAAACCGCUCAGUGUAGAACUCAAGCGGAAGAUCAAGCGGCUCUACGGCAUUGUAAUACGAUCGGACGACACUCUCCCGAAAGCAAUUUGCCACGACUGCCUACAACUAGUUGGCAUUCAACACUUAUUUGCUGUCAAAGUCGAAAAAACUCAAAAGUUUUUGGAAUUUCGCAAAAAUAAGCUGGCUGAAAAGGCUAACAAACAAAACACGGAAGCAGUAGCACCUAUAGUACCGGCCAGUCUUUUAACCCAAAACUUAUUAUUAGAAGGCGAAAAAAAGUCUCACCAAAAAUCAAAAGGAGACCCCCCAUCGGAAUCAGCUCAACACCAAGGUGACUCAAAUAAAGUCAAAACCCUCAAAAAUAAAUCACCUCUCGAAAUGAAAUUUAUGGAAUCAAUGCCAUUAGAGGAGUUUGUGCGAACUGAAAACGUGGAUGAAUCAUUGCUCAGUAGUACAAUAACUGCAAACAAACCGGCGGAAAAAAUCAAAGCGAGUAAAAAGGCCGCUAGUAAAGAUAUAGAUGACAGUAACACAGACGUAUUAGACCCUAUAGUUAUCAUCGAUGGUCGGCCUGCCAAGCAAGGAGCGGCCUUAGACAGGCAAAUAACCCUAUUCUACAAGAUGGAAUGCUGCAUCUGCCACCAAAAUGAUUUCCAUUAUAGAUCGCUAAUGAAACAUUACAAAGAAAGACACGGAGUGCCGGGCUACGUAGAGUGUUGUGACAAAAAGUUUCACUAUUUCUGCCCAAAGAAGAUUAUCGAGCAUAUGGCGUAUCAUCUUCAACAAAACAUAUUCAUGUGCAGCAGCUGUCACCAUAACUUCCAAUCAUCGCAAGAGUUGAUCGAACACCAGAACAAUGGCGGGCGGUCGGAGGGCAAGAUCCUGUGUCCACGCUGCCAGGAGCGCUACCCCACUUACCACGAGCUCGGCUGUCACGUCAUCACGCAUCGGGACGCCAAUAAGCUGCAGUGUGAUUAUUGUGGGAAACUAUUAAAACACCAUCACCGAAAGAAGACCGUAAAUCACAUGGAAGAUGUCAUACUUUGCUCAACAUGUAUCCGUUCGUUGAGAAAUAUUGAGAAACAAGAAAAAGAAAUCAAAGACAAAAAGAAGCCCGUAACACCAGACAAAGUUCAAAUUCAAAAAUAUCAAAAAUUCAAUCAAGCCCUUGGCCUCUCUGGUGACGAAGACGCGUCUACUGAUUAAAAAGACAAAAACCCAUAAAAAGAACCAUAAAUAGACAAAAAAUCGUAAACAUGCAAAUUUAAACACGAAACUCAAGUGUAACAACUAUUUUGUAAUAAAACUUGUGUCAUA